Aegilops tauschii subsp. strangulata is the source of this 1615-nucleotide messenger RNA. RefSeq lists its product as uncharacterized. NCBI's taxonomy places the organism in Eukaryota, Viridiplantae, Streptophyta, Magnoliopsida, Poales, Poaceae. The record is from RefSeq and is a predicted model, not a curated record.
AAACCCCACUCCACUCCCUGCUCCCUCGACGAACUCCACCAAAGAAAAAAUCGGCACAGGAGCAAACCCCUAGGCCGCUCCCCCCCUGCUCCGCGUCCAUGGCGACGGACGCCUCCCCCCCUCCGCCGCGCAAGAGCCCGGGGCCUCAGCCGGCGGCGGGCCCCCCUGAAGGCGCCUCGCCGCUGCCGGCGGGGUACAUCUUCAUGUGCAGCGGCGAGACCAGGCCCGAGUGCUUCAGGUACAGGGUGCUGGGCCUGCCGCGGGGGAGGCUGGACGCCGUCUCCCGGAUCAGGCGCGGCGCCGCGCUCUUCCUCUACGACUUCCACGCCAAGCACCUCUACGGGCCCUACCGCGCCGACUCCGACGGCGGCCUCGCCCUCGAGCCCGCCGCCUUCCAGGGCCGCUACCCGGCCCAGGUCAAAUUUGUGGUUGAUGGUGAUUUCAUGCCUAUCCCAGAGAGUAGCAUAAGAAGUGCCAUAAGUGAGAAUUAUUCCCGUGGGAAAUUUUGGCCUGAACUUACCUUUACGCAAGUUGAGAAAUUGAGAGCAUUGUUCCGUCCAGUUACUUCACUGCCAGUGCCAGAGGCACCACCCCUGCAUUAUGUUGACAACAGGCAUCCUGCUCAAUCUGCUGCUUUUCUGCCUCCUUCAGCUUCAUACCCAAUACAGCCAACUUCUUAUGUGUAUCACCCAAGCACUUAUGCUCCUACUCCAGCUGCUCAUCUGGUGCCAAAUCGACCAUACCCACGCCCAGAUUCUCACCUUCCUGUGACUGCUCAAUACACCACACCUGCUUACUAUGCGACCCCAACCGCGUAUCCGUAUCAAGCAGGUUAUCAAGCAUAUGGUCCACCUCCUGCCACCUACCACUACGCCCAAGCGCCUCCUUUGCAAUAUCACUAUGUGCAAGCCCAACACCCUGUGCCAGAACAUGUUACAGACCCUGCCUAUUCCUCUGAUCCCUACUAUGUUGCUAAUUGGAAUGAUCCAUAUCGAUUUGAUGCUGUGAAAUCUCAUUACCAGGAAACAACUUCUGGAAGAGCUGCCUAUGGUGCACCACCACAUGAAGCAGCCGCGACGAACCUGCAGCUCGUCAGGCAUUAUGGGUACGCUCCAGGCAGCGAGGGCGCAGCCGGAGGAACCCCACAGCCCAGUGCUGAAGGAGCAGCGUCGGCGACCAAUGAUGACAACUGGCCGCCCGCCCCAGCGACCACACAGGCUGCGCCUUUGGUGAAUGGCGUCGCAGCUGCACCGGCUUACCUGUGACCAUUCAGUUCUUUUCGCUGGUGUGCUUGACCAAGGGACUGGGAUUUCAGGCCGGUGAAAGAUGGCAUCGCUCUCGUUUCCGCUGAUGUGUUUGGUAUGAUGUAUAGAUAGAUGGAUUCAGCUGCUGCUCUUUGGUUUGCUAGACUGGUGGUACUAACUGGUAGCCUAGCACAAUCGUUGACCGUUUUGCGCAAGUUGUUGAGAUGGGUCAUUGUGGUGUCAUUGUGUUUGUGGGUGAUUUUUGACAAAAUUGACUCCUUAUCGAAAGUUCAGCCAAAAGAUAAACUUCUUCCGAAGUUUUAGCCGAACCUAAUCCUUUUGCUCAACUGAGUGAAAUGAAGUUUCCAGUA